Messenger RNA from Camelus dromedarius (Arabian camel), 1112 nucleotides. RefSeq names its product melanoma-associated antigen B3. Gene Ontology annotation, cellular component: nucleus. The coding region runs from base 72 to 1112 and encodes 346 amino acids. The record is from RefSeq and is a predicted model, not a curated record. The transcript has 2 exons. NCBI's taxonomy places the organism in Eukaryota, Metazoa, Chordata, Mammalia, Artiodactyla, Camelidae. Gene Ontology annotation, biological process: negative regulation of transcription by RNA polymerase II.
GUUCCGCGGAAGGUGGAUUCUGAAGGCUGGUCUGAAGGCAAGAUCACCUGCUGUGUCUGACCACAAUCACCAUGCCUCGGGGUCAGAAAAGUAAGCUCCGCGCCCGUCAGAAACGCCACCAGGCCUAUGGUGAGACCCAGGGCUUGAGGGGUGCUCAGGCCACUGCAACCAAGGGGGAAGCGUUCUCCUCUUCACCCCCUCCUUUUGGAGCUACUACUCAGAGAAAGCGUGGUGCUGGGUCACGUGGUGCUCCCAAGAGGCCUCAGAGAGUUCUGCCCACCACCACUGUGUCUGCAGGUGUGUCUCGCACAAGAUCAUGCAAAGGAGCCAAUGGCAAAAUUGAGAAAAAGCAAAGUGCCUCUCAGGCCCUGCUUUCCGCUGUGCGGUCUCAGAGAGACCCUCUAAGCAAUGCAACGCGCAUGUUGGUGCAGUUCCUGUUGCACAGGUAUAAAAUGAAAAAGCCCUUUGUGAAAGCAGAUAUGCUGAAGAUCAUCAGUAAGAAGUACCAAAAUCGAUUCCUUGAGAUCCUCGAAAGAGCCUCUUUCAGCCUGGAGGUGGUAUUUGGUGUUGAUUUAAAGAAAGUCAACCUUCCCAAGCAUUCUUACAUCCUUGUCAGCAAGAUGGACCUCCCUCACAAUGGGACGGUCAGCCCAGGCAAGGGGUUUCCCAAGAGCGGCCUCCUGCUGAAUCUCCUGGGUGUGAUCUUCAUGAAGGGCAACUGUGCCACUGAGGAGGAGAUCUGGAAGUUCCUGAAUAAAAUGAGAGUCUACGCUGGGAAGAGACACUUCAUAUUCGGGGAGCCCAAGAAGCUCAUCACGGAAGAUUUGGUGAAGCUUAAGUAUCUGGAAUACCGGCAAGUGCCCAACAGUGAUCCAGCUCGCUAUGAGUUCCUGUGGGGUCCAAGAGCCCAUGCCGAAACCAGCAAGAUGAGAGUCCUGGAGUUUCUGGCCAAGAUUAAUCAUACCAUCCCCAGUGCCUUCCAGUCUUGGUAUGAAGAGGCUUUGAAAGAUGAAGAGGAGAGAGUCCAAGCCACAGUUACGCUAAAGGCUGACACCAGUGCCGUGGCCAGUGGAAGUUCCAGUGUUAUGUCCAGCAGCAACUACCACCCCUAG